Messenger RNA from Aureobasidium pullulans EXF-150, 3075 nucleotides. Its product is annotated as heavy metal translocatin. Gene Ontology annotation, biological process: monoatomic cation transport. The transcript has 2 exons. The record is from RefSeq and is a predicted model, not a curated record. The coding region runs from base 1 to 3075 and encodes 1024 amino acids. Gene Ontology annotation, cellular component: membrane. NCBI's taxonomy places the organism in Eukaryota, Fungi, Ascomycota, Dothideomycetes, Dothideales, Saccotheciaceae. Gene Ontology annotation, molecular function: ATP binding; ATP hydrolysis activity; ATPase-coupled monoatomic cation transmembrane transporter activity.
AUGGCCAACAACCUCUCUGAUAAAGACAAGAAUGCUAUCGGACUUGCUGAAGUCGUGCCCCCUUGUUGCGAAGGCAUCGCAAGCAACUGCUGCGACGAGACGUGUCUGGAUGAGCUGGCUUUCCGUGAGUGUGACAAAGACGGCUGCGUUGAGAAUGUCCACGAGAUUGGCUCCACCACAGGCUUUACUAGACGCAAGGGCAUCGCUUGCGACAACCAUGUCAAGUCUAUUCGUCAGCGUUGGGCAACCAAACUCGAGACUCUGGGAUGUCUCUGCCGUUCGUUGUUGGCCAUGAAUCAGAGCACCUGCUGCACCUCCCUGCGUAAGCAACGCCCGACUGGAAGCACAAUUGUCUCAAGAGAAAGCUCUGCUGGUUGCCCCCAGAAGAAGGUCCCAUACAAUCGCUCAAUUUCUACAGGAGGUACCUCUAGUUCGGCUUCCCAGAAGGGACAGUCCAUGGGACCUAACAAGAAGGCUUGCUGCACCGGCAAGAUCAGCACUGCUUGCCGUGACGAAAGAGUUGUUCUCGAUGAAGCUCUAAUCAUCUCUCCAAUGUGCACCAAGACGCGCAGGGCUAGUUGCUGCGCAGAUAAGGUCGUCUCUCCAAUGAUCGUCGAGACUGUGGAUCCUGAACAGGGCACUUCUACCACUGAACAUGUCGUUAUCGGCAUCUCAGGCAUGACAUGCACCGGCUGCGAGACUAAGCUGAACAGAACACUUGGGAACCUGCCAAUUUCGAACCUCAAGACCAGCCUGGUUCUUGGUCGUGCCGAGUUUGAUCUGAAUCCUAGAGUGAUGUCCGCCACUGAUAUCGUGCUCCAUCUCGAGAGGACUACCGAGUUCAAAUGCACAGAGCUGACAACUCGUGGAUCUGAACUGCAUGUCAUUCCUGAGUCCGACAUGAAGACUUUCUUGAGACAGGACUGGCCAGAGGGAGUAACGGCUAUGGAGAAGACCAGCAAAUCAACUGUUCGUAUAUGCUUCGAUGCGAAGAUUGUCGGUGCACGUCAUUUGUUACAGGGGCUCCAGCCUUCUGCUAAGCUCGCACCACAGGACGGAGAUUCCAGUCUGUCGGCAGGCAGCAAGCAUGUCCGCCAUGUUGGCCUGACGACUCUGCUGUCCGCUGCCUUGACUAUCCCUGUCUUGAUACUAUCUUGGGCUCCGCUUGCCCCGAGACCUGUUGUCCAUGGCUCGGUAUCUUUAGCCUUGGCCUCUCUCGUCCAAAUCGUUAUUGCAGGCCCCUUCUAUUCAAAUGCACUGAAGGCAUUGUUUUUCUCACGCAUCGUUGAGAUGGACUUACUCAUUGUUCUGAGUACGAGCGCUGCCUACAUAUUCUCCGUCGUCUCUUUCGCUUACAUCUUGCGUGGCAAUCCUCUUUCCACUGGAGAAUUCUUCGAGACGAGUACACUUUUGGUCACGCUCAUCAUGGUAGGCCGCUAUGUCAGCGCUCUGGCUCGACAAAAGGCUGUCGAGUCGGUUGCGAUGAGAUCACUCCAGGACUCAAAGGCAAUACUCGUUACGGAAGACCCCAAUACGGAGGUUGAGAUUGAUGCCAGGCUUCUCCAUUACGAUGAUGUCUUCAAAGUCAUGCCAGACAGUCGGGUCGUGACAGAUGGUGUCGUGAUCUCAGGCGUGUCUGAGGCAAACGAAGCUAUGGUGACAGGCGAAUCCAACCCAGUCGAAAAAUCACCUGGGUCUACUGUGAUUGCAGGCUCAGUCAAUGGCUUUGGAACCUUACUCAUCCGCACUACACGUCUGACCGGAGAAAACACAAUCUCAUCUAUCGCUGAUAUGAUCGAUGAGGCCAAACUCUCGAAGCCCAAGCUGCAAGAUAUCGCUGACAAGGUUGCAUCCUACUUCGUGCCUGUGAUCAUCGCCUUGAGCAUCAUCACCUUUUGCAUAUGGAUUGCCAUUGGCACCGCGGUCCGUGGACAGUCUGCUUCUGAGGCAACUGUGCAAGCCAUUACCUAUGCCAUCACGGUCUUGAUCGUCUCAUGUCCUUGUGCCAUCGGUCUAGCAGUACCGAUGGUUGUUGUCAUUGCCAAUGGAGUUGCUGCAGAGCGAGGCGUGGUCUUCAAAUCCGCUCAUGUCGUUGAGCUCGGGUGCAAGGUCACUCAUGUUAUCUUUGACAAGACAGGUACACUGACCACAGGCGAGCCUGCCGUCGUGGCGGAAGAAUACCUUACUGGUGAUCCCGAGGUGGUGCGAUCCCAACUUCUUGGACUAGUCUCUGGCAUCAAGCAUCCCGUGGCUGUCGCUAUUGCUUCUCAUCUUGUCGAAAACGAGGUUGCUGCCGUUCAGAUCGCAAAUGUGCGAUCAGUGGCUGGUAAAGGCGUUGAGGCUGCAGUCAGCGAAGACACUACUAUUAGGGCAGGCAACUCGCGAUGGCUCGGUAUCGAAACUCACCCUCGAGUCCACAAUCUGCUCAGUCAAGGAUAUACCGUCUUCUGUGUCGAAAUUGGUGGCAGUUUAUGCGCCGUUUUCGGUCUACAAGACCAACCAAGAGCUGAAGCCGUCACUGUCAUCAAGACUCUACAAGAGCGAGGUAUAGUCGUGUCGAUUGUCAGCGGCGACGACAAGGAAGCAGUCGCGACCACCGCAUCACUUUUGGGCAUCAGCACCUUCCGCGCCCAGUGCAGUCCAGCCAACAAACGGGACUUCCUCCGAUCCAUCGCAAACGCACCUACAAACGGGAAGAAGUCCGUCACGCUCUUCGUCGGUGACGGUGCAAACGACGGACCAGCACUAGCCCAAGCGACCAUCGGCGUCCACAUCUCCCCUGCCUCAUCGACCUCAGACAUCGCCUCCGAUGCCGCACGUGCUGCUGCAGACGCCGUUCUUCUUCGCCCCACUCUUGAAGGGCUCUUGCUGUUGACCGCCAUCUCGAAAGCCGCCGUCCGAAGAAUCGCAUUCAACUUCCUUUGGAGUUUCGUGUACAACCUGUUUGCUGUCCUGUUGGCUGCUGGGGCCUUUGUCAGUGUGAGAAUCCCGCCCGAAUAUGCUGGGCUGGGCGAGCUGGUUAGUGUGGUGCCUGUUGUGGCCGUUGCCGUGAUGCUCAAGUGGGUGAAGUUUUGA